AUGCUCGCGCUCUCGGCACUCCAUCUGCAUACAUAUACACCCCAUGAUUCUCUUCUAAGCACUGCAUUAAGACGUUAUCUCGAUCGUACACUUGUGAAUCAUCGGCAAGCUCUUUCAGAAGGCGAAGAACUCUCAGAACAGCUUUGGCUUUCGGCGAUUUUGUUGUGUCAUGUUUAUUGGUUGCUUUCGCGACAGAAACAGAAAGAUGAAGAGUAUGAGGUACCGGUUCAAGCGAUCAGGAUGUUGGAGGGUGUGAAUGUAGUGUUUAAGCAGAAGAGAAGAUUGUUGGAUGGGGACAUUGUGUUGGAGAGGUGA
Botrytis sinoallii is the source of this 315-nucleotide messenger RNA. RefSeq lists its product as uncharacterized. The record is from RefSeq and is a predicted model, not a curated record. Lineage: Eukaryota; Fungi; Ascomycota; Leotiomycetes; Helotiales; Sclerotiniaceae. The transcript has a single exon. The coding region runs from base 1 to 315 and encodes 104 amino acids.